Dibothriocephalus latus is the source of this 981-nucleotide messenger RNA. NCBI's taxonomy places the organism in Eukaryota, Metazoa, Platyhelminthes, Cestoda, Diphyllobothriidea, Diphyllobothriidae. The record is from the annotation of a GenBank genome assembly.
UUCCGUCAAAUCCUUUCCCACCUUGAGAUCGCCUGCUCUGACAUCCUGCAAUUGACAGACGAGGAGUUUGCCAGCCUGCGAGAAUGUUGGUGUGGUGAAAUCCAUGAUCACUUCAAGCCGAGAUCGGGACGCACCGAGUACGACUUAAUCCGUCGUCGAAAACAAGAGUUACAACAUGCGCAGGAUAUUCGUCGUCACUAUGAAGAGAAGCUAGAACGCGUGAACAAGCUCUACAUGGACUUACAGGCACUGGAUAAACAGAUAAGAAAGUGCAACGGUUGUACACAUCCGCCGACAGACGAAUGCAUACGUUGCGCCAGCUCCCGGUACCUGGCCGCUGGCAGUGCUUCAAGGAGACGACAGGAUGGCCCACGAAUUAACCCCACGGCGACUCCUCUCCACGAAAAGAGUCAACUGGAUGUGAAUGCCAUUGAAACUUCCGUGCUGGUUAAACGGGGACAGAUCAAACGCCUACUCAAUGUAGGCCACUUUAGAAAUAAGAAGUACCUGCCAGUCAAACUGCGUUGCCAUGCCUGCGGUGCAGUUUCCCAGGUUAACAUAGCUGCUGCAAUGAACGGCUCCUGCAUACGCGGCGGCUCUUCAACACGUAGUCUGCCUUUUCGCGAGAAGAUGCUGCCCCGAUGGUUGAUACAGAGACGACGAGCCGGCUCUCCGGAUUUGGAAAAACUUGUUGCUACUUCGUCUUCUGAUACGAAUUUCAAAAAUGAGGCCUAUAUGGCCGCCUCUGUCGAUUCUAUGGGCUCUAGAUACUGCCCUACCAUGAUUGCUUCUCAGGACGUGGCCGGAGGGAAGCGACUGGAAGUGGAGCCCGUGAAAUCAGCUGACGUGCCGGAGCAGGUAGUUCCUCGGAAGCAGGAUGUUGAGUCACCUGUGGUUGAGAACCUUCGUCAUAAAUCGCCUAGAGCCUGCAAUGCGCUGCACUUGCCCAUAGUUUAUGGAAGACAGAUUGUUGGAUGUUAA